AUAAAAAAAACUACAAUUCAUUAAGGAUGUUUGGAUACGGGAGCCCCAAUUUGUUUUUGUAAAUUCUACGCCUACGAUUUUGAUUGGAUACAAAGUCUGAAUACGGUGCGAGUGAAUCCUUGAUUUUAUUCACCACUACGUUUUUCGGAAUCGGAAUGAUAACAAAAAUAAUUCGUUUCGUGUUCGAUUAACGAUUCUUUCCUGUUCGCUUCAUGCAGCGUGUUUCGCCUUCGUUCAAUUAGCAUAAAAAUAAAUAUAUUUUUCUUCUGCUCUCCAUCACGGAAUUUACCCCCACUGAGGAUUUAAUUUUAUUCGGAAUGAUUCAAGUGCGCAAUUAGAAGACAAAAUUUGUGUUUAACAUCACUCCAGCUCCACAUUUCUGCUGAGUGUUGUGUCGUUUAAGGCAGGGCCGAUAUAAUAAUAAAAAAUACUCAACAAAACAAAAAACUUUACAUCACUUUCCAAAAGUUAUUUGAGGAUAAUCGAAAAACAAAAACAUUUUAUUUCUUAAUUCCAAAAGUGAUCUCAUAACCCAUAUUAUUGAAAUCGAAGUCAUCUUCCUAAAACCCCAAAAAAUAAAAACACUUGAUUUCUGAAACGAAAUAAGGUUUUGUCGGAAGAUUGCGUGAGAAAGUCCAUUCGGUUUCUCUCGAGAUAUUAUAAUAUGGCCAAGGGGUUCCAACUCACAGUCUCAGUAAAAUUGCAAUAUCAAGAAGUUAACAAUCGCCCAUUCAUCAUAAGGUACAGCGACCGUGAGCUAUUUAACGCCGAGCCUCCUUCAAACGAUUGGUAAAGAGACCUUGAACUCAGAACCAGAAGAUAACCAACCAGAGUGACCAGAUAAAAGGAAGCAGAGCAAAUCUUCUCAUUGAAAACAUGCAAAGUGGAAACAAAUCUGAUGGCGAUGAAGAAGCUGAAGCCGAGUCUUCAUCCUCGUCGUCGUCCGAGCCAACCACAACAACGGCUACUAGAAUGGAUAAUAUGGCAAAUGAAUUUCGUUCAGUUUUAGAUGAGUUUCGAGAAAAUUGGCAAAAAGAGCUUAAACCCGAAGACAAACCAACAACAAACAAAAAGAAUUCUUCGCUUAACCAAUCUCUCUCGCUCGAUAAUAAUACAAGCCCAGAAAUUCAAGCUCAAACUCUGUUCAAACAUGCUGUCGACCUAGAACAACGUGGUAAAGUUUACGACGCCUUGCAAUAUUAUCGACGAGCUGUUCAACUUGAUCCGGAUAUUGAAUUUAAAGCCUAUGAAGCGAGCAAAAUCCCCCAGCAAGUUGAAAACGAGGCAAAUAACAAUAAUGUUUUAAGUUCUGUGAGAAAAGUUGACGCCCAACCGGAUGAAGAAUCCGAGGAGCCAAUGGAAGAGGAUUUGUUUAUUCGUUUUCAAAAUGACAUAGCUAAGCAGGGAAGGCUCAUAAUGAGCAAUCGUGAUACAGGUGUCAUUUCAACUGAGAUGCACAUUUCGGAUUUGCCAACAGAGAUCCUAUUGUAUAUUCUUCGUUGGGUGGUAUCGACACAGCUGGACAUGAAGUCCUUGGAGCAAUGUGCUGCAGUUUGCAAAGGAAUUUAUCUUUGUGCUAGAGAUGAAGAAAUUUGGAGACAAGCAUGUUUGAAGGUCUGGGGUGUUAAUCUUGGAUGCAUCACAGGUACACCUUACGAUAGCUGGCGACAAAUGUUCAUUGAAAGAGAACGUAUUCACUUCAAUGGCUGCUACAUAAGCAAAACAACUUAUCUCCGUUUGGGAGAGAACAGUUUUCAAGAUCAAUUCUAUCGACCAGUGCAAUUGGUCGAAUAUUACCGCUACGUACGCUUUAUGCCCGACGGAACAGUCUUGAUGAUGACAUCUUCCGAUGAGCCGGCACAGGGAGUUACACGUUUGAAAAAUCUAAACCAGUUGCGUUCGGAAGUGUUGCGCGGACAUUAUCGUUUGCAUGGCGAUACAGUGACAUUGAUGUUGAAGAAAAAUCAAAGGCUUCCCAAGGGCGAACACUAUUACGGAGGAGGUGGAAAGCGUCGGGGUAGUGUUGCGCAAGGAAACGACAUUGACGCUAACUUUACUACUUAUUAUAUUGAAUUCAAUAUUGCGAGUACACCUAAGAAGCGAUUUAGCCAGUUGCAAUGGAAGAACUAUUCCAUUAUAUUGGUACGCAAUAAACGGGAGGUUUCAAGUGAUUUUGAGCUUACUCCUUCUAAGUAUCCACCGUUAAGAUUUUCCUGUGUGAGGAGCUAUCAUUUGGAUGCUGAAGCACCAUUGCAGUAAAUGUGGUAGCUUAAAAAUGCUUGUAGAUUUUUUUUAUAACUAUAUAAUUGUAAACCUAAAUAUUUGAAUGCUAUUAAAAAGUAACUAAGUUACAAAAUUGAAAUGUAAACUA
Molecule: messenger RNA, 2371 nt
Organism: Eupeodes corollae
Lineage: Eukaryota; Metazoa; Arthropoda; Insecta; Diptera; Syrphidae
Product: F-box only protein 9
Exons: 3
Coding region: 877-2259 (460 amino acids)
Biological process (GO): SCF-dependent proteasomal ubiquitin-dependent protein catabolic process
Cellular component (GO): SCF ubiquitin ligase complex
Molecular function (GO): protein binding
Source: RefSeq, a predicted model, not a curated record